Anthostomella pinea is the source of this 3288-nucleotide messenger RNA. NCBI's taxonomy places the organism in Eukaryota, Fungi, Ascomycota, Sordariomycetes, Xylariales, Xylariaceae. The record is from the annotation of a GenBank genome assembly.
AUGGACAGACAAUACGAUCCGAGACAACCAAGCUUCCGCGAGAAAAAGACACUUACGACGCCCACGCGGGAUGGGCUACAGGAAAAGCCCUGGAGUCUGUCUAAGCUGUUCCCCAGUCGAUACAGCCCCGCGCGCGGUAUCGAGCUCAGGGACAUGGCAAAGGGAAAGGAGCUGGCGAUAGCAGGGCUCCAUCACGACGCCGAUGAAGAAACGCGAGGUUCUUCGCCCUUUGAUGUGAUCGCAAAGCGCGAGAAAGGGAUUGACCCGAAUCCUGAUUAUGCUACACAUUAUUAUGCUACACAUCAUGAACGCGGCCGACGACCAAAACAACGGCCUGUAGCACCCCACUACACUGCCAACCGUGACAGCGCGUCCGUCUUGGAUGCUAUCAGGGAUGUCGAUGUCAUUCUGGACUCGGCACAAUGUAAAGAUCAGACUGUCCAUCUAGACUUGGAUGCAGACAUCGACCUAGACAUGGAUCUCGAGGAACUCGCUCGCUUUUCUCGGCUCGGGAAGUUCGGUGAUGCGAUUUCACUGUACCAGCGGAACCUACGAGUACAUAUUGGGAACCCACACGUCCUUAUUCAAUACGGAGAGAUGCUUCUGGAACAAGGGGACUACAAGACGUUGCUUGAACUGGACUGUGAUCUCAUGGGUGGAUCCACGAACUCAUUACUGGACACCAAUGGAGGCCAACUUCUGGAUCUCUACUGGAGACUGAUCCAGGGAUCGCAAGAUCGCACCAGGUCUACCGAGAUCAGGAUCCUUUCCCUAGUCGCCUACUGGGUUAGGGAGACGCCUCUGACCCAAGAUGGUCUUGACUUCAACCAGCAAUUCAAAACGCUCUUCCCACAGCAGUUUUUUACGAGCCUGUACAUCAGCCUUCUCCGACAAGGUAGGAUAUGGGACCUUCAUGACAUUAUCGGGGCCAUGGUUUACACACGAGACAUCAAUGCCGUCCUAAGUGAUCUCCUUGGUGCAAUGGACUUCGCACGUGGUUUAGAUCAGCUUAUCAACGACUGGCAGGCGCCUGUGUAUGACGAAUCAACAACCCUUGCUCUACUAGGGAUCAUUAAUUUAUUCCUCGAGUUCGUAGGCACCUUCAACGCCCCAAUGUCCACAAUCCAGUACUGCCUAGACUCAGCCCUCUCACUGGCACGUUCGAUCAACCAACAUGAUCUUGAAAAUUUAAGAAGUCGCCAAUACGUCAAGUUCAUUUUCUUGAAGGCUGCGCGGACGGCAGCUCAGCAUGAACAUGUACUCAACCCUUCCGUCUAUCUAUUCUCGGCGAAUGGAUUCAGAUUGCCUGCGUUCAAGCAUAGUACAUUCCUGCCCGUAUACAUACCCAUCGCGACCGAGAAUCCUGGUUGGAGAAAGACGGCUUCCAGCACUGUGCUCACUAACCCAAUCAAGCUUGCUCUGAGAAGUUCGACGGAACUCCGCGACUAUAAAAUGGCUGCACUAUGCUGGCAGCAGCUGAUUAACCUGUCCUCGGAUCCGAAGUCAGAAUUCGAAGCUCUUUGUCAUCUGAAAAAAUCAGUCCAAGCCGACAUGGCUGGAUAUCUGGAGGUUUUGCUUUCGAGCUAUCUAGUCUCCGAUACCGAUGAAGCACGGAGAAAGUUACGAACCGAACUUGCGGAAGUUACUUCCUCGACAAUUACGUUCUCUUUCCUGAAUGCAUGGGCCGCACACAUGAUGCUGCAUAGCCUCGAAACGGACCCUGAUCGCGCAGCAAGGGCCAUUUCGCAGGCAGUAAACAUAUUUCCUUUGCUUCCUCCUCCUGCGCGUGAUCAGGUCUCCGACAGCUUACCUUUCUGGCGGGCAAGAUACCAGAGCCGACCACAUGGACAAUUUGAGACAACUCGAAUGACGGCAUCUGGUCAGCUACAGAUAGACGCCGAAGACCAGAUCGAGGCGGACCAGCUACUUUUGGAUGCAAGGCGCACAAGGCUACACACAAACCGGCAGAAAGCUGAGCCCAAGCCUCUAAAGCAAGGUCGUCAAUCUGUAUCUCGCCUUCAGGGAAGCAACAAAGCCUCAGCCAGAUUGGCUCGUGAUUCCUCGGGGGAUCAGAGUGGCGUAGGAGAAUCCAGCCAGGCCGAGCCAGACAAGGCGAAACACCAGAAGUCUCUGCAUCGUAGCGAAGACAGACAUGAAGGCGGAGGCCAUAACAAGGUGCGCAGCCCAGCACUUGGCGCGACACGAGGUCCCGCCUCGACCGAUUUCCAUCCGGCGGCACAAGCUGCCCAGUCGGCCCAAGCUACCUCACCCCGUUCUUAUCAUGGCGCGUUACUCAGUAGUGAAUAUGAUUCUGACAGUUCGGGAGGAGAGGAUGAUGACUGGACAGAUUCCUACGCGGAAAUCACUAAUGAUGGGUACUCAGAGAUACCACAGCCCUCGCCCAAUUCUCUCCGUUCUCCAAUCACAAAGGCUUAUGGAGUAAGGCAUGUGUUGCAGGACAGACUCGCCCGUGCAGCCUCCAAUCAUGACUACGAGGAUGCAGCAUUGAUCCGCGUCGUGAUCGAAGAACACAAUCUGGCUCUGGAGCAAAAGCAGCAUGAGGCAGAUACACAUAAUGAUGCGCUAGGUGUGAAGGCACGCAGACGUUUUCGCUUGGGAACGAGGCGGUACGAAUCCGUGGACUCUAGACUGCGCAAUGCUGAAGAGUAUCAGCAGGAUAUGAACAGGGGACUCAUCCAUGACAGCAGAAUCGGCAUUCCCAGCUCGGUCCAAGGGAGUGAAGACGAGUCUGUCUACCCCUAUCCCUAUCCCUAUCCCAGAGACCCCUAUCCCAAAACACGGAUUCGCAUCCGGCACACGAAGCCGGACUCGGCAUCAGAUCAUGAAGUUGCAGGUCAGCUGGCGAAUAGGCUGGAAGAAGCGAACGCGAAGGCCACAGCGGACAAGAAAAAUCCGGACCGAAGAAAGGAGAUGAACGGCGAUGACACUGGCAAGAAGGAAGUUGUGAUCGGAUCCGACGAGGAACCCAUGCCGGUUGUUACACGAGACAGCGACAGCGUCCCAAACAGCAGUGUCACCGUCACUCGUUAUGAAGAUGGGCGCGGUAGAAGUUUUGGCGCUGAAGACAGCCGCCACAAAACCCACACAACAGGUCGUGAUACUAGCAGGAAAAGGGAGGGUUGGUCACGCCACGUUUCUGGUGAAAGUAGUAACAGCAUUGAGCCGGUCUCUCGCAGAUCUACGAUGCCCACGGUGGAGAAUGUUGUCGACUUUGAGGGGUCAUAUUCCGCAACGGAAAGAAAGAAAGACGUGUCGGGAGGCCCUUGA